This is a messenger RNA of Mugil cephalus (flathead mullet), 2748 nucleotides long. RefSeq names its product inositol hexakisphosphate kinase 2-like. NCBI's taxonomy places the organism in Eukaryota, Metazoa, Chordata, Actinopteri, Mugiliformes, Mugilidae. The record is from RefSeq and is a predicted model, not a curated record. The transcript has 7 exons. Bases 400 to 1938 code for a protein of 512 amino acids. Gene Ontology annotation, biological process: phosphatidylinositol phosphate biosynthetic process; inositol phosphate biosynthetic process. Gene Ontology annotation, cellular component: cytoplasm; nucleus. Gene Ontology annotation, molecular function: inositol hexakisphosphate kinase activity.
AAGAGGUAAUGUUUAAUUUGAGCACAGCUCGGCCUUCCUGUGUAGUUACACUGUUUGGAGACUGAUCUGUUGUAAAAGUAACGUCAUGGAAAAUAUCUACAUAUCGCCGAAGGUAGAUGGAGCCUAGCCGUGGUUCUUUGUGCACACUGAACAACGCCACGGUUGUUACAUCUUAAGGCAGAACCCCUGACAGCACAAAGCAGACCCUCCUCACAACAACAGCCUCUGAAGACAUCGUGGGAAUAACUUGCACAAACCUGCCAUCUCAACGCGACGCACCAGGACUAGUCCUCUAGUGGAUCUGCAGCUUUCCCCCCGUCAGAUACGGCCCCCACCGCAUUGUGUGUGCGUGCGUGAGGAGGCUAAUGCCCGCGGUAGUGUGGUCAGGGCCAGAGGAGGAUGAGUCCGGCUGUCGAGGCUCAGGCCCAGGAGGCCAUGGAUGCAGAGGAAAAGCAAAAGCAGCAGCUGCAAAAUCAGCUGCAGCACCAGCAGUGCUACAUGGAUAAAGGGGUGAUGCUUGAGCCCUUCGUGCACCAGGUGGGGGGGCAUUCCUGCGUCCUGCGCUUCGGGGAGCAGACCAUCUGCAAGCCCCUGAUCCCCCGCGAACACCAGUUCUACAAGAGUCUUCCUGCUGCAAUGAGGAAAUUCACCCCCCAGUACAGAGGUGUGGUGUCUGUGAGCUUCGAGGAGGAUGAAGAAGGGAAUCUUUGCCUCAUCGCCUACCCCCUACACAGCGACCCCGCGGCAGAUUUAGAGAACAAGGACCCCUCGGCCGACUGCGAGGCCAAGAGCAAGGUGCUGACGUGGGGGAAAAUGAUGGCGUCCUCGCUGCUUGUGGACAGCGAACAUUACAGCAAAGACGGCCGAAGCCGCCAUUUCCGUAAAGACAAGGACAAGAGUGUUCACAAGCUGCAGGAGGACAUGGAGCUGGAGUGGCUGCAGCAGGCCGAGGUGCUCUAUUACAGACUGGAUCACAGUCACAGCAACGCCGUCCCGCAGCUGAAACACAACCCAUGGAGCCUCAAGUGUCACCAGCAGCACCUGCAGAGGAUGAAGGAGAACGCCAAGCACCGCAAUCAGUACAAAUUCAUUCUGCUUGAAAACCUGACCUGGCGACACACCGUGCCAUGUGUGCUGGACCUGAAGAUGGGCACGCGACAGCAUGGAGACGAUGCCACCGAGGAGAAGAAGGCCAUGCAGAUCCGCAAGUGCCAGCAGAGCACGUCAGCUACGAUAGGAGUGCGCCUCUGCGGCAUGCAGGUCUACCAGUCUGACACCGACCAGCUGAUGUUCAUGAACAAGUACCACGGCCGCAAGCUGACCCUGCCGGACUUCAAGGAGGCUUUGUUCCAGUUCUUCCACAGCGGGCUUCGUCUGAGACGUGAACUCCUUUCCCCGGUGCUGAGCAGACUCCGAGAGAUGCAGGCCGCCCUGGAAGCCUGCGAAUCCUACCGCUUUUACUCCAGUUCCCUGCUCAUCAUCUACGACGGGGCGCCGCACAGAAAGCACACACGAAGACGCACUGAGGGUGGACUCUCUGAAGAAGAAGAAGAUGAGGAGGAGGAGGAGGAGGAUGAGGACGAGGACGAGGAAGCCGGACCAGAAAUGGAAGAGGAGGAGGAGGAGGAGGAGGUGGGCGAAGUCGCGGGAGCGCUCGGCUUCCCACACAAUCCCUCCACAUCCAGCGACGCCAGCAGCAGCUGCUCCAGCAGCAGCAGCAGCAGCAGCGGGAGCUCAGGUAUCAGCCAGACCCGCCUGUCCCGCUCAGACCCCCACAGCCCCAUGGUGGACGUGAGAAUGAUAGACUUUGCUCACACCACCUGCAGACAUUACCGGGAGGACAGCGUCGUCCACGAGGGCCAGGACAGUGGCUACAUAUUUGGCCUUCAGAACCUGAUCACCAUCAUCUCCGAGCUGGAGAACCACAGCACAGACUGAAGACAUGCGUUCAGACAUAGAGGCACAAUAAAAAAAACAAAAACUCUCUGAUCCUUGGAAGAACAGAGGGGAAGCGGACUACAUGAGUGGAGAGGGAUUUCUUCUCUCGUCUAUGUUGUAGCUGGUCUUUGCAGUGGACCCCUUCCUGUUUCUGUCAUUGGUGCUUUUAGAUGUUUCUGUCGUGUGUGUUCGUCUCCAGGACAAGAUAAGGAUCCUCAAGUAACAACAGACGAGCCACCUGUGUGAAGGAUGCAGUAAUUCACCCAUUGUCGUCAUUCGGUUUUAACUGACUCAAGUGUUUAGAAAAGGGCUCGGCAGCCAAUAAAAGCAGUUUGACGUGAGACAGCAGAUAUGUUUUCCUUGUGUCUGAUUUCCAAAGAAGGUGUAAUAAUUUUGCACACGCAGACAUGCACUUAAAGACGUUUUUUUCUGAGCGAGUGUGUGUGUUUGGGCUGAGACAGGGCUAUUAAAGAGAACAAAACGUGUGAGGACGGACUGGAAGGGAUGAGAGGUAGUGAGCUCUUGUGUUUUACCUGCCUGUUCAUCUUCAUCCAAGAUUCAUAUAUAUAUUCAUAUAGCUGUCAGCGACAGAUGAUAUAGAGCCAUUUAUUUAUUUGACAUGUUUCAUAAAAUAAACUAAAAGUUAAAAAAAAACAAUGUGAAUGGAGAGUACUACAUUCCAUGUUAUUAAUGUUACAAUAAUGAUAUUAAUAAUAUUGUUAUUUAACAUGUUUGGAUACCUCUAUCUUGUAUAUCUGUGUUGUCCACAGUUUGUUGGAGGAGAAAAUUAAAAACUCUGGUUUGUGUUAA